Eriocheir sinensis (Chinese mitten crab) is the source of this 638-nucleotide messenger RNA. RefSeq names its product WASH complex subunit homolog 1-like. The transcript is spliced from 5 exons. The record is from RefSeq and is a predicted model, not a curated record. Gene Ontology annotation, biological process: poly(A)+ mRNA export from nucleus. The coding region runs from base 69 to 638 and encodes 189 amino acids. Lineage: Eukaryota; Metazoa; Arthropoda; Malacostraca; Decapoda; Varunidae. Gene Ontology annotation, cellular component: nucleus.
AUAUACAAGUAAUAAAAUAAACCCCUCGUAGAAGCCUUUAGCCCGGCGGUCGCUCAGUCCAAACAAACAUGGAUUCCGCGGCGCCGCUGUCCAAGAUGAAGGUGGCGGAGCUGAAGAAGGAGCUGCGGGCGCAUGGGCUGUCCACGGUGGGCAACAAGACCGAGCUGCUGGAGCGCUUGCAGGAGGCCAUUGACGGCGGCGACACCCUGGGGCAGGAUCUUAGCGAGGGCGGUGUGGAGGUGGAGGAGGGGGACUUCUGUGAGGAGGACAUUCUGGGCGAGGAAGAACUUGACUCGGAGCUCACGCCGCAGGAGGAGGAGGCCGCUCUCAAGGGGGCCGCCAUCAGGGUCAAGGAUCAGGACAGCAGUCUCCUCGAACCUGAACCUGAGAAGAAAAAGAUUAGCUUGAAGAGGACCCAACCAACUCUCAUCGCUUCUCCCGGCCCUCCACCGCCCCCGCCACCACCCCCCCCCCCGCCGCCACCCCCCAGGAGGCCACCCCAGCGCCGGAAGGGGGGGCGGAGGCUGUGGGAGGGGAGGAGGGGGCAGGGGAAGGGGCGGCUGUGUCGGAGGGGGGAGAGGAAGCGACGAGUCCAGUUCCUAAGAAGAUUAUCAAGUUGGAUGGAGGAAUCCUCCUAA